AACGACUGGUUGAAAGUCAGGCCGGCGGGCAUCGGGUAUUCACAGCGGCCGAUGUCGUCCUUUGUGCGGCGUGAUACCAAGGCCAUCUCACACCACCUAGGCACGCUCAACUCCGGAUACAUCAUCAAUUCUAGCAGCCCCGCUCUCGCUAGCACUUGUACAAAUUUCUUCUCUUCCUUGUGAAUUCGUGCCUGCCCAUCUCUCUGCCACCACCUACCUUCCCUCGACGUUUCGACUCAAUUUCACCAAAUCCAACCACCACCACCAAAGUCCGACUCGUCAGUCUCGGCACGCCCAGCUCCACCCGCAGCUUCCAACUUCCGGCUUCACUCGACCACUUCCUUCCGCACCCGACGCGAAACUAUACACGAUCAACUUCAUACACUUUCAAACACCACAACCACCAAAAUGCAGGCUACCCGUAUCCUCUUUGGCCGUCAGCCCAUGAUCCGCUUCCUCGGCAAGAGAUCAAUCCCUUCCAAGAUUGACCACACUCCUCACGCUCACCCCGCCGCACCCACCUCUGAGCUCCCCGACUCUUUCGCCUCAUACAGACAGAAAGCCCAGCAGCACGGCCCUCUGGCCCGUCGCAACGCGGCUAGCCAAUACGGCGGCUUCGUUGGCGGCAAGCCUGGAAAGUCCCUUGGUCCCGUCGAGCCCGCGUCCGGCGAGUUCUUCGACCGUAGCGACCUGCCCUCCCGUUUCGCCAGAACCUCCUGGAGUGCAGCCGAGAUCGAGGCCAUCGAGUCAGGCGGCGCCAGCAUGUUCGCAUAAGCGAUCAAUCUUCUCCCUUCGAUGAUGAACAAAAAGUCUUUUUAGCGAUGUGCAAAUGGGAAAAGGCGAGCGUCUGCAGGCAAGCGCUGGAUAUUCCCCUGCCUACCCGAUCUAUACCACUUUAUCACGACUGAUUACCACGGAUGAGAUACGAUUUCGGCCAAACACCCAAGAGCUUGACAAAGCACAUGAGCAGAUACGCCACGGCGUGCUGGAUAUACCCGCGCCGAUUGCUUGCUGGCGUUUCGCUGGUGAAGACCAGCGCCACGAGAAGUCCAGGAGACCAUCAAGACAUGUCGAGUCUUUGUUGUGUCAGCUAUGUAGAUAACCUGCCUGCAUCUUGCAAGCUGCUUGGCCAUGUUGGCUUGACCGAUCGGAAUCAGAGUAGCAUCCGUUAUGCAAUCUUAAACCUGUCAAUGACC
This is a messenger RNA of Aureobasidium subglaciale EXF-2481, 1196 nucleotides long. RefSeq lists its product as uncharacterized. Bases 409 to 774 code for a protein of 121 amino acids. NCBI's taxonomy places the organism in Eukaryota, Fungi, Ascomycota, Dothideomycetes, Dothideales, Saccotheciaceae. The transcript is spliced from 2 exons. Gene Ontology annotation, biological process: 2-oxoglutarate metabolic process. The record is from RefSeq and is a predicted model, not a curated record.